Molecule: messenger RNA, 1364 nt
Organism: Cimex lectularius (bed bug)
Lineage: Eukaryota; Metazoa; Arthropoda; Insecta; Hemiptera; Cimicidae
Exons: 7
Coding region: 65-1330 (421 amino acids)
Molecular function (GO): protein binding
Source: RefSeq, a predicted model, not a curated record
CGCAUAUGUUUUGAAAAUGAACUAUUUAUUUAUACGUACAAAUUAAAUUAAUUUGUGGAGGAAAAUGGCGGAUUGUAAGAGCCAUAUAAAAUUUUCUUCUGGGGAACAGGAAGAACAGUUAUCGCCGAAGCUAUCCUUCGAGAGCUUAGACAUACCGUUUUGUUUAGACUCUAAGCGUAAAAAUGUGACCACUAAAACAAGAAGCUGUAACAUGAAAAUGUCCCACUCCGUUACCGACCAGGCACGAAAAAGCAACUUAAAACUCAUCCCCUGGGCACCGCACCCUCUCAAAGAAGAUCUCGAACAAAAAUUCUCAUCCGUAUUCAAAUUGGCUACUGAAAAUAUCGGAGAAAAACUUUACAAGUACAGAAAACUGCGUUCUUACUCAAACGUGCCAACUUAUUCAAAAGAAAGUGUUACCGAGGAUAGCAAAAGAUCAAACGCACAAAGCGAAGAUGCAAGGGCACUUUUUUUCCCAAGUCCUCUUCCAAAAGAUAUUUUUUCAGAAAAAGAAUCUUCCAGUGAGGACACAACAGUCAAUAAAAAGGACAAAACGCAGAGACCACCUAGCCGUUGUAGCGUGUGCAGUCCGAAAGAAAUCGAUCUAAAAAAGUGCGUCGUGAAAGUCAAAAUGGGCGGGCCACCAAUAAAACAAAGAUUGUUCAAAAAUCUGAUGGCACAAUUUACCGAGCCUGAAAACGCUUGCCUGCGAAUUCCUUUAAAAAAGAAAACCCCUCAGCAUUUGCGAACUGCGGCAGAAGCACCUUUGAGUAUGCGUUUAACUGCAAUCGCUCAAUAUCACUUGAACAACAUAGUGAAUAACAAUCCAGUGUUUGAUUGGUCGGUGGAAAGGGUCAGCAAAUGGAUUUCCGACGAUUUAAAAAUGCCACAAUACAGGAGAAACUUCCUUGAAAACUCCAUCGCCGGAAGACACUUGGUAUUAAUGAACGCAGAAACCUUAGAACAAAUGGGAAUAAGAAAUUUCGACGAUGUUAUUAAAAUCUCAGAAAAUGUAAGGAACAUUUUCAAACUUCAGAAGGAAAUUAACGUCAACCUGUUCUUGACCAAAGCCCGAUUCGAUCCGCCGACCCUUUUCAGCAUGUACAGCUACAAAAGCGGCUACGACAAAUCCGUCGGGGCGUUUUUCAAAAAGCACCAUCUCGUGCUUAAAAAGAAGCCGUUCUGUUCACUCUUCGAAAUCAAGAGGACACAGUGGGAUCUUUUCCCAAAAACUAUCAAGACCGUCAACAACAGACGGUUCAUACUUAAAUCGUUCGACUCUUACCCGGAACACAGGAAGAUCCGCCCUCCUCCUAGAAGACUUUGGUAAAAAUAAGAAAAUAUACACUACAUCAAAAACUGAA